UUGCCACAAUUUCAAAAAGAUACAUUUUUGAUUCGUGUUUAGUGAAAAACUAAGCUUCACUUGUACUGCAAACGUUUAAAGUUUCAGUUCAUCUUAGCGGAUUAUUUAAAAAUUUCACGUGGAAAGUUUACAAAUCAAAAUCAAAUGGCUUUUAGUUUUCCAUUUCCGUCACCUUAAACAAAAAAUGGCGGUACAUUUUAUCAGACUUAUAAUCAUUAUGGCCAUGGGCUUAGGUGCCAUGUAUAUGCUGCAUUUAUUGGCUCAAGAUUGGAAUAAAAUUAGACGUCCUAUACCGCCCGCAGUUACCCGGUUGCUAACGGGUGCCAGUAAAAAUCUAGAUAACUUUAUAACACGCGGCAAACGUGAUCUACAAGGACAACGUAGUCAAACAAAACGUCUUAAAACUCAACAAGGUAAUGAAAUCAAGAGAAUUAACAGCACGGCUGUUACUAUCGAUUGGAAACGUAUAUUAUCGCGUGAUCCGUUUGAGUGUCUACAAUCAUUAGUUUGUCAACUUUUAUCGGGUGCCGAAAAGAACUCCCACGAAGCUUUACUAAUGUGUGAUUUUCUAGAGGAAAAUAUUAGUGUAGCACCUGCAAAAAUUGGACGUGCUUUUAGUCGUGGCUUAGUCUAUCGUGGCCGAACGGAACGUUGUUAUGAGGAGUAUCCAUUUUGUUGGUAUUCAGCUAAAACUAUGCUUAAGAUGUUAAAAUGGUUCUCUGAUACAGUUCAAAAUUAGUCAUAUGAUUAAGAUUUUCUUAAAAAAGUUAUGUUUAUUUUUUUUCUUUAAUUUAAAUUAACAGAGUGAAAUGUAUUUUAUAUUCAUUUCUUGUAUAUCUUUAAGGAUUUUUCAGUUUAAUGUCUUCAUUAUCUACAUUUAAUACGUAGAGUUAUUUUAGAAUUAUUGAAAUUGUAAAAAGCAUUACUUUGAAAUCAAUAAACUUAGAAUACGACCUUAAAA
Lucilia cuprina (Australian sheep blowfly) is the source of this 961-nucleotide messenger RNA. RefSeq lists its product as uncharacterized. The record is from RefSeq and is a predicted model, not a curated record. The transcript is spliced from 2 exons. Lineage: Eukaryota; Metazoa; Arthropoda; Insecta; Diptera; Calliphoridae. Bases 185 to 739 code for a protein of 184 amino acids.